AUGACGGAUCAAGAACAUCAAGCACCCGUCAAGUUUGACACCAAAAAGGUGUAUUUCUUUGCCGGUCCACACAAGACCGCCAGUACAAGCGUAGAAAAGUUCUUUGCCAAGUGGGCGGAAGAUGGUUUUCAUCACGGGCACCACAAGACCUAUGGACUUCAAUAUUGGAGAUGGCCCACCUUUGAUGAAUCGGAAGGUGAGAAUCAAUACGGUGCCUUGGUCCAACGGAAGGAUAAUGUUGCCUAUGAAAAGAGGGCUUUGGAUGUGAUUUCAGAGCGAUUUGAGGAAUCCGACAAUGGAGUCUUUUUGGGAACCGAAGAGUUUGAUCAAGUGGGUCCCGACAAGUAUUACAAUGCUCUACCCGUCAUGGAAACGAUUACCAUGAAACUCAAUGUUGGUCCACAAGAUACCAAAGUGAUCAUGAAUUAUCGAACGCCUCGUCUCGAUCAAUGGGUCAGUAUUUGGAAACAUGCCGAUAAACAUUAUGCGGACUCCUCCUAUGGUUAUUUCCUGUGCGAAGCACAUUUGCGAGAAAAGGACCACAAGCAACGGCGCAGCAUGAUUGGAGCGGAAAUGAACCCUUUGGGGGCUGCCAAAAUCUUUUUAGAAAAAGGAUGGAGCGUCACAAUUAUGGAUAUGGGUGGCAUCACAAAGGCUGGACAGCACAUUGUUCAUGCGAUUGGAUGCGACGUAUUGAUGGGAGGUUGUGAUGAAGAUGGGAAUCUGGGAGGCCUCAAAGACUAUUUGCCCAACAAGAAUGCUGUCGACAAGGAGUUUGUGGGACUGGCAUUUCAGGACGCACAGAAAGUGGAGCAACUCUUUACGGAUCGUGAUUGCGCGUACCAAAAACUCUUGGAACCCUAUGUCAAGACAGGCCAACUGGAGAUUUUGUACCAAGAUUCCUUGUGGGUGGCCUGUGAUGCACCUCAGAAAUACUACGAGAAGUUCAUUGAUAAUACGGAUUUGAUGUAUGAUGCCUUGGUUGGUCAAGUGAAGUGUGAUGAUGAUCCGGAAGACUUUGUACUAGGAGCGGAUAUGGAUGCUGCUUUGGAAGGUGGGGACCUACUGGCCAAGGAAUCGCCUCUUUCUUUGGUGAAUAUUUCGUUCUUUGACAUUGGCUUAACUGUGGCGCUAUUGAUUGCUCUAUUCCAAAUCAUCAGACAACGUACCCGUGGUCAGAAUGGUCAGCAGUCAAGGGCGGCGACCGAAUUGACAACCUAUCCAAGACGGGUGUAUAAGGACGAAUCAGAUGACGACGAUGAUGUUGCAGAAUCAUCGGGUGGAUUCCGGGACGAUGUCAGCCUCGAUGAGGAAGAAGUAUCAGAUACACCAAAACCUACUGCAAAGGGCGGGUCGCUUUCAGGGAGAAUCUAG
Messenger RNA from Cylindrotheca closterium, 1374 nucleotides. NCBI's taxonomy places the organism in Eukaryota, Bacillariophyta, Bacillariophyceae, Bacillariales, Bacillariaceae. The record is from the annotation of a GenBank genome assembly.